Molecule: messenger RNA, 918 nt
Organism: Guillardia theta CCMP2712
Lineage: Eukaryota; Cryptophyceae; Pyrenomonadales; Geminigeraceae
Exons: 2
Coding region: 1-918 (305 amino acids)
Biological process (GO): rRNA methylation
Cellular component (GO): mitochondrial matrix
Molecular function (GO): rRNA (adenine-N6,N6-)-dimethyltransferase activity
Source: RefSeq, a predicted model, not a curated record
AUGCAAGGGAGCGACAUCGAAAGCGAGUCGACCUCGAAGAAAUUCAAGACACCAAGUCAGUCUGCAAGUGUUUACAAGGCCAAACAAUCACUGGGUCAGAACUUCUUGGUGGAUAUGAAUGUUGCUAGACGCAUUGUAGAGUCUUUGCAGGAUAAGAGCGAGGAUGGGCGAAGUGUCGUCGAGGUGGGGCCUGGCAAGGGAGCGCUGACAGCAAUGCUGCUGCAGCAUUACCCAAAGAUGACAGCGAUAGAGAUAGAUCAGCGGUCGGUGCAGUACCUCUCAGGACAGCUACCUGAACUCUCCGUCAUUCAUUCUUCGGUCCUAGAUGUUGACUGGAAGGAACUGUCGGCCAAUCGGGCGGCGGGAGACCAAAUCUCUGUCAUCGGCAAUCUGCCCUACUACAUCGUCUCUCAGAUCUUGUUCUCCAUCCUCGAUGCUGCUCCGCACAUCCGCAGAGCCGUGCUGACGAUGCAGUGGGAAGUAGCCCAGCGAGUGGUCUCGGAGCCGAGGUGCAAGCCCUACGGGAUCCUUAGCGUAGUGUCUCAGCUUUACGGCACCCCCAAGAUCGCCUUCAAGAUCCCCCCCAACGUCUUUCAGCCCCAGCCCGACGUUGACUCGGCUCUUGUCGUCAUUGAUUUCCCCAAGGAGCGUCCUUCCUUUGGGAUCAACGAGUGCAACCUCCGGACGGUGCUCCGGUCCGCCUUCCAGAUGCGAAGGAAGAUGCUGAGACAGAGCCUCAAGGCCCUUGUGACGGAGAGAGGGAUCGUCCUCCCCGAGGAGCUGGGGACUCGACGCCCGGAGUCCCUGACCCCCCACGAGUUCAUAGAUCUCACGAAGCUCAUCUUCGGGGAAGGGACGACACCCGAGGGAGUUGCCGUGUGGAGGGGAAAGUUGGACGAUCUUGCAAGGAUCAACUAG